AUGGCUUCUAUGGAUCGCAGUCCGUCCAUCUGUUCAAAGUCCCUCGAGUAUGAGGAGACAGAGAAGACCGACGUAGAGAUGGUUGAGACGGUCUCCCAGACCCAACAAUGUGCCGAGGAAGGCGCUUGGGCAUCAGCGAAGAAGAACCCCAAGGUAAUUCUCUACAGUGUGGCUGCUUGCGUGAGCUCGAUGCUCUGGGGAUUUGACAUUGGAGUGAAUUCCAUCAGUACGGCAUUGCCGUCGUUUAAAAUGGUCUUCGGAUAUGAAUAUGAGGGCGAGCUCCUAAUCUCCGCCACCUGGAAUGCCCUAUGGACGGCAAUGACAUCGCUUGGAAUGUUGGUUGGAAGUAUCAUAUGUGGUUGGGCCUCGGAUCGCGGUGGUCGCAGACUUGGACUCACAAUUGGUUCGGCUAUUUCUUUGCUUGGUGUCGGCCUCGAAUAUGCUGCCAGCGAACCUGGUAUGCUUCUUGCUGGCAAGAUUAUCAAUGGCGUGGCUCUGGGUUUCUUCCUGACCCUAGGCUCUACAUAUGCCUCAGAGAUCGCACCUACUGCCUUGCGUCCUUCUUUAACCGCUGCUGUCAACCUCUUUAUCAAUGCUGGCCAGCUAAUGGCCAUUGGCAUCGGUAACACCCGCUUCACUAUCAUGACGCCCGAUUCAUAUAAGGUAAUAUUUGCGGCACAAUGGGCGUUCCCUUGCUUCAUCGCCCUGUGGGCCAUAUUCAUGCCCGAAAGUCCCUGGUAUCUCCUCCGAAAGGGGAAAAUUGAGCAAGCACAAGCUAGUCUGCGGAGACUCCACCUGAAAGCGACUGACGUGACCGUAAUUCUGGGCGAAAUUCAAUCCUCUAUUGCUGCUGAGAAUGCGAUUCUGGAUAUUCAAAAGGACGCGUCGUACUGGGACUGCUUGCGGGGUACUAAUUGGCGCAGGACUCGCAUUUCGUGUGGAAUGUUUGCGGUGCAGCAGUUCACUGGUAUCGCAUUCUACGCACAGGCCUUAUACUUCCUAGGUAUCUCUGGUCUACCUACGUCUCUGAACUUUCAGCUCGCGCUAGGAGGGUUUGGUGUAGCAAUGCUGGGAAACAUCAUCUCAUGGUUCAUCAUGAAUUAUAUUGGACGUCGACCGCUACUUUUGACUGGUAUUGCCAUUAAUGGUCUCUGUCUAAUGUCUGUUGGUGUUGCCGGAUGCUUCACGACCAUGGCUGCUUUAUAUUACAUUGGAUAUGUGAUGAAUUUCGCCCAAAUCUUCUAUGCUCCGACCGUUGGAGCUGUUACCUGGACCAUCAGCGCAGAAGUCAGUUCAAGCAAGCUCCGAGCCAAAACACAAAGUUUGGCAAUCUUUACCAAUGCGUUGGUUAGCUGGGCGAUGAAUUUCAUUGCCCCUUACCUGAUUAACAAUGAUGAGGCCAACCUGGGAGGCAAGGCUGCAUUUGUUUGGGUAGCGCUCUGUGUUGUGAGUUUGGUCUGGGCCUGGUUUGAAGUUCCCGAGCUCAAGGGUCGUACGUUUGCCGAACUAGACGACAUCUUUUCUCAAAUGACGUCCACAAGGAAGUUUAAGAACGCGACGGCUGAUUCUAGCUCAUGA
Penicillium mononematosum is the source of this 1578-nucleotide messenger RNA. RefSeq lists its product as uncharacterized. Gene Ontology annotation, molecular function: carbohydrate:proton symporter activity. NCBI's taxonomy places the organism in Eukaryota, Fungi, Ascomycota, Eurotiomycetes, Eurotiales, Aspergillaceae. The transcript is spliced from 6 exons. The record is from RefSeq and is a predicted model, not a curated record. Gene Ontology annotation, biological process: transmembrane transport; carbohydrate transport. Gene Ontology annotation, cellular component: membrane. Bases 1 to 1578 code for a protein of 525 amino acids.